AUGUUUAUAAUUAAUGUACUCUCACUAAUUAUUCCUAUUCUCCUAGCUGUAGCCUUCCUAACCCUAGUCGAACGAAAAGUGCUAGGCUAUAUGCAACUCCGCAAAGGACCAAAUGUCGUAGGACCAUACGGCCUACUUCAACCUAUCGCAGAUGCUGUAAAACUCUUUACCAAAGAGCCUCUCCGACCCCUUACAUCCUCCAUAUUAAUAUUCAUCAUAGCACCAAUCCUAGCCCUCACACUAGCCCUAACCAUAUGAAUCCCACUACCCAUACCAUACCCGCUCAUUAACAUAAACCUGGGAGUACUAUUUAUGCUAGCUAUAUCAAGCCUAGCUGUUUAUUCCAUCCUAUGAUCAGGAUGAGCCUCAAAUUCAAAAUACGCCCUAAUCGGAGCCCUACGAGCCGUCGCCCAAACAAUCUCAUAUGAAGUCACACUAGCCAUCAUUCUCCUAUCAGUACUACUAAUAAACGGAUCCUUCACACUAGCCAUACUAAUCACCACUCAAGAAUAUAUAUGACUAAUCAUUCCUGCAUGACCCCUAGCCAUAAUAUGAUUUAUCUCAACCCUAGCAGAGACCAACCGAGCCCCAUUCGACCUGACAGAAGGAGAAUCAGAACUAGUCUCCGGAUUCGAUGUAGAAUAUGCAGCAGGCCCCUUCGCCCUAUUCUUCCUAGCAGAAUAUGCCAACAUCAUCAUAAUAAAUAUCCUCACAACAAUCCUAUUCUUCGGAGCAUUCCACAGCCCUUAUAUACCAGAGCUAUAUACCAUUAACUUUACAGUAAAGACCCUUCUCCUAACAACUACUUUCUUAUGGAUCCGAGCAUCCUACCCACGAUUCCGAUAUGACCAACUAAUACACCUCCUAUGAAAAAACUUUCUGCCUCUCACCCUAGCCCUAUGCAUAUGACAUGUAUCCCUACCUAUCAUCACAGCAAGCAUCCCACCUCAAACAUA
Messenger RNA from Felis catus (domestic cat), 956 nucleotides. NCBI's taxonomy places the organism in Eukaryota, Metazoa, Chordata, Mammalia, Carnivora, Felidae. The record is from the annotation of a RefSeq genome assembly.